CCCUUCUUUUCCGGCUUUCCCUGUCAGUCUCUGAUCUUAUCCAUUCAGGCAAGCCAUAGUUCCCCUUUAUCCUAACUGCCCACAAUUGGGCAGACCCCCUACUUGCGAGCAGUUAAAAUUUGCAGCAGGCAGGGGCCACUGGCUGUGCCCCCCUCACCCCAGCGGGGACCCCGGGGCUCUGCCGUUCCUCUCCCGCCCCAGGAGCCGCCCCCUGCUCGGAGCAUUUUCGCUUUCGGUUUCCAGGGAUUUCCGAGAAACUGGUGUAAACCCGAGAACUGGGGUGCCAGGGCAUAAAGGGCAGGGGUGGAUCCUGUAGGAGUGGGGUAGGACAGGAGGAAUAUAAGCGUCAGGAGCUCCCCGGUGCUCCCUGCGGAGCCGCUUCGUCCCGACCUUCUUCCAGCCCCCUCCAUCCCAGACCCUCCCUCCUCCUCCUCAGUGGUUCAGGGAGACUGGAAUGUAAUCCAGAACAUCACAGCCUGAUCCUGCUGCUGCUCAGAGAGAGGAGUCGGAGUCCCUUCCCUGCUCCAAGGUGAAGGUCCUGGGCCGUGACAUGCCCGGGGAGCCUCAGCAGGACAGCUCCUGGCAGAGGGUGUCCUUGGUCACAGCAGCUUCUGUGACCAAAUACUCUGGAGCAGCCCAAGAGCUGGAUGGGAGAGCGAACCCUGAGAAAAGGACCUGGGAGAGAAGAAGCAUGGCAGGCAUUGGAACAGUUGCUGAUACAGUUGGUGUGAAGCUGGUUGAGAAACUCAUAGAUGAGAUCUGCGAGGGAACAAAAAAAGAACGGGAGGCAGAGGCCACAAAGCCUCAGGAAUCUUGGAUGAAGGAGGACUUCCAGGAGCUCAUCCAACAAAUGAAAGCUAUGCGUGAAGAUCUCCAGAAAGGGCAGGAAUCCAGUAAGUGUGAUAUUCAGCUGCUCAUAGAAGGCCUGAAGAAGGAACUAGGAAAGACAGAAAAGAAAAAUACCCCAAAUCCUCAGGGAUCCGGGAGUGAGGAGACCCUUCUGCAGUUCUGCAAACAAAUGAAAACUAUGUGUGAAGAUCUCCAGAAAGGGCAGGAAUCCACAAAGCAGGAUAUUCAGCUGCUCAGAGCAGACCUGAACAAAGAACUAGACAGGAAAAUGAAGAAAAUGGCAAAGGCCCAGGAAUCCAAGAUGGACAAGAAACUCCAGCAGCUCUUCCAGAGAAUUCUGGAACGUGAAUUACAUGGGAGGCAGCACAUCCUUCAGCUCCCCAGAGCAGAAAUGGAGAUAGAACAAGGUGUGCUGAUAGAAAGUGCAUCAGAAGAUGAGGGCACUGAUGUAGAUGCAUAGACAACUCCUGAGCAGGUGAAGCAUUGAUCAACAAAAUUAGUCUGGCUCUCAUUACAUUUCUCUUGAGCUUGGCCCCCCACCCCCUGCACUCCCUGGGCUCGCUGUGUUGGGAAGUGCUCGUGCUGCCAGAAGACAGACAAUUUUUAGGGCUUUUCUCCCUCCUGUGAGCUGGUUCCUCCUGUGCCAGGGCAGAUCCAUCCACUGCCCGGUUUCAACAAGUGAAAGCAACAGCAGCCAAAGCGCAACCCAGAGCAGAGCUGAAUUACCCAGCAAGCUCUACACAAAGUCUCAGGGUAGAGUCCUGGGAAUCCUGGAUUUUAAGUGGUUUAACAUUUUGUGUGUGUGAGGAAUCUGGGAUGUACAGCAGUGGGGAACCAUUUCACCCGGAGAAUGAAGUGUUCAGUUGCAAUCCUGAUUUUUCUGUGACAUGUUUACUACAGUCGCAUUACCUGUCUUCUUUCCUGCUUCUGUUUUUAGUUAAUGUGUAUCAGCACAAGUGUAGAAUUAGCACGUUCCUCCUGAGGCCGGGGCAACACCGGUCUUCCAAGGGUGCCUGUGCCCUGCGCAGGCAGAGGAGUUCCCUUAGAGUAAGAGAACCACCACUCUGCCCUGCUAGUUGGGCACCAUCUGUCACAGUCGCAGGGGAAAGAAGACGCGACAGCCGGGGGUUCGUGCAGAGUGGUAGCUCAAAGCUAUUGCAGCUUUAUUAGGGUGUGCCACCCCUAUUUAUAGGGUGGCAGGGGAAGGUUCCAGAAACCAGGGAGGAGCAUAGGACAGGCAGGAACAUAGACCAAUGAGAAGGGAAAGGAGGGAAUAAGGGAGAAAUAGGAGCCAAUGAGGAAAACAUCUGCAAUGCAGCAGAUUGCAGCCAAUCAGAAAAUAGGUAAUAAACAUGAGGGAAAAACUGUGAAAACAUUUGACAUAAACUGGGGUACAAUUCAUUCAUAACUUUUGUUAACAAUUCUGUUCAGUCCUAGUCUGUAAAACUGUCUCAAUCUUCAUAAUUGGACACUGAAUGCCCAGAAUCCACGUCCUCCUCUGUCACCUCUUCAGCUCUGGUCUCUCGCAGCUGCCUUCUCCACCUCGCAAACUUCUCCCUUUCCUCCUCCAUGCUCCCCGCAUCACCCCCUUUCUUGUUUUCUUUGAUGAUAUUAGCUGAAACACUCCUUAAUAACAAAUUUUGAAUGCAGAUAAUUAUGCAAGGAACAAAUGUCAAAAUUGAAAUAAAAGUAAAUAAAGAAACAA
Messenger RNA from Pseudopipra pipra, 2554 nucleotides. RefSeq lists its product as uncharacterized. Bases 551 to 1309 code for a protein of 252 amino acids. The record is from RefSeq and is a predicted model, not a curated record. Lineage: Eukaryota; Metazoa; Chordata; Aves; Passeriformes; Pipridae. The transcript has 9 exons.